AUGGCUGAAGUUCCUAUAAUGUCCCGAAGUUCCAAAGGUGAGCUCCGAUCUGGAUCAGGAGACAAAUCAUUUGUGAUUGGGGAAAGCAACUUUAAGGAUAUCUUGAAUACCGCAGAAAGUUCCGACAACAAUCCCAAAGAUGUCCUGGAAGCCCCGGAAUUAUCCAACAGCAGUACAAGCAAUAAAGCAAUCUUACCUAAAGUUGGAGAACAAAACAUACAGGAUCGGAGUUUAAAUAGCAGCUUUAAUGCUGAUGACACAUUUGACACUUCCAAGUUUUAUGAGAUGUUUUCCUCAAAAGAGCUGCAAUCAGAUAUUAAUAGCUCACCCGGAAAAUUAAGCAGAACAUCUUUUUCAUCAUCUAGUAGAUGCUGGAAUAAUACAAGCUUGCCAGUUACACCAGUGCGGGCAAAGUCCGUGGGAAAUUUGCUUUUCCAGCCUUUUUCCCGUGUGGGAUUCAAUUCGACGCAUAAUUUAGGUACUGAACAUAAUGGUCUUCGGAUAUCUGGAAUGAAUAAAUUUUCCCGAUUUUUCGAUAGCUCGGUAGACGAUUCUGCGAUCUCAGAUCAAUUAUUGAGACCAGAGUCAGCAGGAAUUGAAUAUGCUUCGCCGGUGUCACUUUCAUCUUCUCCUGGACCAUGGCAACCCCCAUCUUUCUGCAAUGGGGAUACUGGGAAAAGAUCUUCAACAUUUGCACAGAAAUCAAGAUUUUUUCCUAACAAGCAAGCAGAAUUAAGAACUCACAACACGCUAAUAUUGCCGUCUACUUCUUUAAAUGAUCCAAUGUCACUCGAAUCCUUAGAAGCGAGCCUCCCGUCAUUACCUGUACAAAAACGAAUUGGUUCGACAAAUAUUUUUUCUGGCUCCUCUUCACCAUUGUCAUUAGCCAUGGUUCCAGAAUUCCAUCCUGCAAGAGAAUCUUUAAGGAAAGCGAAAAGCUUUGAGAAUUUCAACUUGGAGCCGUCCAUGAAUUCGGCGCAUCAAGCAGCUGCUAAUGUGCUCGGUGAAAUGCCUGAAGAUGAAGCCUCACCAACUCCUAAUGGGUAUACAAGCCAUAAUGCUGAGGUUAAGAAUCAAGAAAAUGGGCUUCCUCAGGUGAAUUCCAGAGAGGUGAAAUCAUUUAGAGAGACAGAAAGGCAUCCGAGAGAAUUACAGACUACCAGAUAUACUGAAGUUAACACAGAAAUAGAGGACAAAGAAGGGCAAUAUCAGAAAUUUUAUGACAAUAUUGAGCUGUCGUUGCCAAAGAUUCCGUACUCAGAACGUUCGAGACUGCCAUCUUGUCCAAGUAUUUUGAAGUACAUUCGGAGUAUCAUAACACGGCAGCCUACUCAAUAUAUGGUUUACAUUGCAUCAUUGCCAUAUGACACACCAACAUCGCAAUGUCAUGAACUGAUAGCCCAGGCAUUUAAUAACUUUGGAGAAGUCACUAGUGCAGUAAAAGAUGAACACAGCAGAUGGUCGAAAGUUGCCCCUGAAAAGGAUAUUUUCAUUCGAUACAGAAUAGUUGCAAAAUUAUUCAACGACCAAAGGACACCAUACAAGUCGCAUAGAUUUUUUAAUGAGGUAACUGGCCGCGAUUCGAAAAUGCUUUUGUUUUUCGAUUAUUCUUCGAGUUCGCCCAAUGGUCGUCUUGAAAAAGGUAACCCAUUUGGAUAUUCCAAACAGGAUUUAUCAUCAUACCCUGAAGGAUUUUCUUCAACAUUCCAUAAAAGAGGACUCAAUAAUUUUAUGUUCGUCCGUGAGCUUCAAAGCAAAAUGAUAAUAAGUAAAGUCAGGCUUAGCAAUACCAUAACAAUAGAUAGUGCGGAGUUUAGAGUUUCACUUCCAAUCGAGGAGUUAGGAUUAAGCUUGGAUAGUGAUUCACAUGCGGCAGAUGAUGAAAAUCGGUAUUUAGAAGAUGGUCGGAAUUCUUACAGACGAAUUAGGAGAUCAUAUGUUGUUAGUAUCGAUGUGAGAGACCUCGAGAAUAGGCCAGGUUACUACUAUAAUGGAAAGUUUGGUAGCAGUGAUCAUUCAGGAGAAAGCAACGUAGGAAAGAAUUCUGGCAAUAGUGGAAAGUCACAUUACAACACCCGUAUAAACAAUCGGAACUAUAAUAAAAAGAAAUAG
Brettanomyces bruxellensis is the source of this 2112-nucleotide messenger RNA. RefSeq lists its product as uncharacterized. The coding region runs from base 1 to 2112 and encodes 703 amino acids. NCBI's taxonomy places the organism in Eukaryota, Fungi, Ascomycota, Pichiomycetes, Pichiales, Pichiaceae. The transcript has a single exon. The record is from RefSeq and is a predicted model, not a curated record.